UCAAAAUCUGGGAGCAAAAAAUAAGCUAAAGGAGGAGUGGCUGGCUGGCUGUCGACGAAGAAGCUUCCUGGGAAACAAAAUGGCGGACCAUCAACAUGUAUGUGUAAACAAUGGUUGCCAGCGCCGGGAACGCAUUGUGACCAUGAUUUUAUCACAGGGACCAUGUUGAAAGAUGCCAAAAGCAGAGGAGACAUCAAAAAAAUAUUUCUCAGCAGCUUCAAGUGUAGGGUCAGAGAGAGAGCUUGACAAUUUGAAUGAUUUAAACAGUUUGACUUCCAGUGAUUUCAGAAGCAUGAGCUGGCCAGGAGACACCAGAGAUGGGGAAUUAAACAAUAAUGAAGGACAGCUUCCUCUUCGUCCAGGAAGUGGAAUACCUCCUCACCACCGACGUGCUGGUCAAGAAAAGCCUCGUAAAAGAGUAGGGAAACCGUCAAGUGUCACAUGGAGCAUUGAUGUGUCUGAGGGAAGACAGUCACCAGACAGUGAUAGGUGGACAAAGCAUGUGGACCCUCUGCCAGAGCCCCAAACUGACGUCCCGGUAUUUUCCGUUGCCUCGGGUGAGCGUUUGUCCCACUUUGACAACGCAACGUUUUCGACAAGGAGUACCAAUUUGUCAGAUGCUGAAUCUUACAAUGAAGAGCACACUUCUUCUGGUAAGAGAAGGUCCAAGAAGCGCAGGAGGUCAUCAAAAGACCCAAAGAAGAAAAAGCAUCUCUCUACUCACUCGUCGGGUGCUGAAAAUGGGCAGGUCAUGUCUCCAGCAGCGUUAUAUUCUCUGGAGUUAGCCCAGAAAUAUCCCUCUCAAAUUGCAUCUGACAGUAUCGCCGAGACUGUUCUUGAAAAUAAAGCGUCCGUGUCAAAAUCAGAACCAAUUCCUUCAUCACCCACCACAGGAAUUCCUGCCCCAGCAAUUAUCUCUCUUGCCUCUGCAGUUAAGAAUGAGGAUGGGCUCUUAGAUAUUGAAGCUGACUUUCUGAGGAAUCGUAAGGAGUCAGUUACGAGUGGUCAAAGUUUAGAACAGAGCAGGGGUCUUGUUGCUAGUGGGACAAGCGAGCUUGAGGACAGUUUCAAUGAUAUUCCUUUGAUGAAGAGACCUCAAAGUCGUGUGGGCAUGAAAAAACACGACAGCAAAUUGAUGAUCCAGAGUGAAACAGCUGCCUUCAUAUCAAGCACAAUAUUCCAGAGAGAAUGCAACAGAUUUGUAUGGGAUCGCAAAACAAACAGUGACAAAUGUUUCUGUGGGCGGGACAAAGUCUGGCAUCAGCAGAGAGCUAUUCCUGUCCCUGAUAAGACUGUGCUGCCAAAAGAGGCAAAAGCAGAAAUCUGGCACCCAAAGACCCAUACAUUUACAGAACCUUGUGACUCUUUUGGAGAAAUUCACUUCCGAGGCUUUGGCAGUAGUACACCCAACUCUCCUUAUGCUAGAAUUGACUACAAGACGCGACCAGAUUUGAUUUGGGAACUUUUGAUUGACUACUGGAAAAUGCCCAAGCCAAGACUACUCAUCUCUGUCACUGGGGGAGCCCAAAGAUUUGAGCUGAAGCCUCGUCUCAGCUCAUUACUCAAACAGGGAUUGAUAGGGGCUGCUGUGAAUACUGGUGCUUGGAUCAUAACUGGUGGGACUGCCACGGGUGUGAUGGAGUUUGUGGGGGAGGCGGUGCGGGAUCACAUCACGGUGUCGGGCCGAGGCAGAGAGGAGUGUGUGGCGCUCGGAGUGGCCACCUGGGGCUGUGUGGCCAACAAACUGGUUCUGGAUGGAGAGGACGACGAAGGAUUGUGGCCUGUGACUUACGCCAUUGAGGACGUGAUGAAUCCACCUAGGGGCUCCUCUGCCCUCGACCGGAACCACACCCACUUCCUCCUGGUGGACAAUGGUACAGAUGGCCAAUAUGGGGCGGAGAUCAAGUUUCGCUCCGAACUGGAGAGCUACAUAUCAAAAGUUGGGACAACUGGAGUUUCUGAGAGUCAAGUGAUUUCUGUUCCUGUGGUGCUCAUUGUGGUUGAGGGAGGUGUUGGCACGAUGGAGACGGUGUUUGAGUCUUUAAACCGUCACACCCCAGUGGUUGUGAUCAACGGUUCAGGAAGAGCUGCAGACUACAUCAGCUUGGCAUACAACCUCACCCGAAACCCGGCAAAUGAAGACUCGUCGAGAAUGCCCCAUGAUUUUGAUUCUGUGAUGCAUCUGGCUGCAGAGAGAAUGUUCACCUGGAAAGAAAAUGAUACUGGCAAAGAGAAAAAGCUGCAGAGCUGCAUUUACUUUCUAAAGCAGUGCUUGAAGAGACGAAACCUGAUCAACGUAUAUGACCUGGAGAAGUCAGAUUCAGUGAAAGAUAUUGAUCGUGCCUUGCUUUUUGCUUUAUUGAAAGCCAACAAAUCCAAGUGUAAGUCUCAGCUUGCCUUGGCUCUUGCCUGGAACAGAUGUGACAUUGCCAGGCAGCAGAUAUUCACCAGAGAAAACAGAAGUCGGUGGGAGAUCAAGGACCUUUAUGACGCCAUGUUCACGGCUUUGGUACAAGACAGGGCAGACUUUGUGGAGCUGUUUCUGGAUAAUGGUGUGGAUCUGAGAAAAUUCCUGACUGUUAGGACACUGUGGAAUCUCUACUGCAAUUGCCUUGGUGAUGCCACGGAUGCAGAGGCGUCUAUCUUGAGACAUCUGAUCACUUACUGUCAACAAGGUUGGGGUCAGUAUCUGAGAUGUAAAGCUUUGGAGGAUUGGAAGGAUUAUCCGAAGAGCUCCUUGCUGCUGCUCUUGAACAAAGUCAUUGUUCACCUUCUGAGGGAUGAGUGUUUCAAUUUUUACAGUGAUCAUGAACGCUUUUGGAUAUCAGAAGAUGAGAAACCAACAAUGGGAUGGAAAGGUGAUAUGGCAACCAUCCAACCUUUACUGGAACGUAUGUCCUCACUGGGCAAGCCUACUGCAGAGCAGGUGCGGGCCUUAGAACCCGACCAUGACCCAGAUGAAGAAGAUGUACAGGGCGUAGCAAAUUAUCCUGGUGCGUUUCGAUCUCGGAGUCGACGUCACAAACAAAAACUGAAGGAGAAUUUUGACUUUGAGCAUCCUGAGAGGGACCUGUUCAUCUUUGCCAUUAUGUUUAACAGAAGGAAAAUGGCUCACCUCUUCCUCAACUUGGGUGUUGAUCAGAUCGGCACAGCGUUGCUAGGGUGCUCUCUCCUCAAGGCUUUGUCGGACAAGGCAGACAUGGACGAGGAGGUCAGCAUCAGUGUCAACCUCUCCCAGCACGCUCAGAUGCUGGAGACCUUUGCCAUCUCUGUGCUGUCAGAGUGCUACACCCGGACAAAAUGCGACACUCACCUGCUUCUCACUCGCGAACUGAAGCAGCUUGGUCACAUGACCGUGCUCAACCUGGUGGAGAGACAGGAGCUCAUGGAGUUUGCGGAGCAUUCAGCUUGUCAGACAAAGCUCUCCGACAUCUGGAAAGGCAGCUUGACCACACAUACUUCUGAGGGGAAGAUUCUCAUUACGAUCUUGCUACCCUUCCUGAUCUUCUUGAUCAAAUUCAAAAGCUCUCGUAAUUGCACCAGUGAAUACUGGGGAAGUGUGUCAGACCAGGAGAUGGUGGUCACAGAUAACAACCUAGAACCAGUGGAUCCGGAUGGUCAAGCGACUACGAGCCCUCGGUUUGCUAGGUCCAAGACCCGGAGGGUUGAUAGCACAAAGAAAUCCAAUUAUUCCGAGGUCAGGCUAUUUGACUGUGGUAGAAACAACGGCAUCCACCUCCUCAAGGCCAUCCACAAGUUCUACAAAGCCCCUGUGACCAAGUUCUACACAAACAUUGUUCUCAUAGGUGAUCAGCGGUCACUAACCUACAAGAUCAGGAACUGGUGGACUGAUUACUGGAAUCGCUUUGACUUCAUCAUGUACCUAUUGGUCGUUGUGUCUGUUGUCCUGAGAUAUAACCUCAGCUCCUCUAGCUUUGUAUGGGUGCGCAUCAUCUACUCCAUCACUCUGGCCAUGUCUUACCUCCGCUGCAUGCAGUUCUUCUACGCUGAGAAGAACAUGGGGCCCAAAGUUAUCAUGAUCCGGAGAAUGUUGACGGACCUGAUGUUCUUUUUCCUGAUCCUGUUGGUGUUUGUUCUGAGCUUCGGUGUUGCGUACCACGCGAACAUGUUUCCCAACGCCCCGCUGGACUGGUCUGUCUUUUUCAAUGUCUUGUACUACCCAUACUUCCAGAUUUAUGGGGAACUCUUCAUUGAAGACUUGAGAGGUGAUGAUUCUAAUGGCUGCACCAGAAAUGAAACAAUCUGGAGAAAGGACCCCAUGAAGAGAUGUGGAGACGAGACCGCCAUUGUUCCGAUCUUGUUGGCUGUCUACAUGAUACUGACCAAUGUCCUGCUGGUCAACCUGUUGAUUGCUAUGUUCAGCUACACAUUUCAGACUGUGCAGGAUAAUUCUACAAAAGUGUGGAGGUUUUACCGUAUUGCCUUGGUCUAUGAGUACUUUGAUCGGCCAUCUCUGGUUCCUCCCAUCAUCAUCAUCAACCACAUCUUCCGCCUCUUCCGUUUCCUCGUCUACUAUAAAGGCGGUGGCUCCAAGAGGAAGAAUGCUUUCCGAAGUCGCUUAUCAGACGAAGACAACUUGAGACUGACGCUGUUAGAGAAAGCCUGCACGGAGGUCUACCUAGCACACUCCUCUCUGAGGCUACGAGAACAGAUGGAUCAAAAAGUGUCAUCAACUGCUGACAGGCUGGAAGUGGUCAUGACAGACUUGCAGAGGAUCAAGGAGGCUGUAGAAGUUCAAGAACAGCUUCGUCUGGCAAGCAUUCCAGAUAGUAGAUCGGGAGCGAUGACACCUGUGUUGAAAAAAGAUGAUCUCAGACGUCUCGACUCGCAGAUGACAAUGUCCUCAGCUGCAUGGAGCACUCCUCGUGAUCAGGACGUCUCCUCAAUGCAAACUCAACUACGAGAACUUCAAGAUCAAGCAUCCCAGAAUACCAUCAGGCUCACUCAGCUGACAUUCUUGCUGGAACGUAUCGUCUCCGAGCAGAAGCCUGGCUCGUUGCUACAGCAGCGGUCGGUGGAAGGUGACACAGAUGCGGAUGUUGGUGGAAGAACCAAGCUGUAGAUGUUGAUGUUGUUGUCGAUCCAGCUGUAGAUGUUGUUGUUGUUGUUGUUAUCAAUGAAGCAAAGAUGUUGAUGUUGUUGUCAAUCCAGCUGUAGAUGUUGACAAGUAGAGUUUUUGCCCUUUAAUUUGUUGGUUUGAUAGAGGUUUUUUGGCACUUGCAACUCUUUGGGUUAAAUAAGUCUCAAGAUUUUAGUUUUGUUUUAUUAAGAGUUUUAUUUAGGUCAUAUAAAUGCCAAAGAUUAGAGGUGUUACAAGAAAGUAACAUGCAAAGAAAAGGAGUGAUAAUGAUUGUUCUUAUUGUAUUAGUAUAAUGAGGGUGAUUGUCAUUUCGGACACUUUUCUAAAAACCUUUAACAAAUUUGAUUUCAGUUGAUUCGAUUUGCAAAAUGUAAGUGUAUUUGUUUUUAUGAGUUUAGGAACACCUGAUUCAUGUGCCUGCAUGGUGGAAUGAUAGCUGUCUCUCUGCGAAGAUAACAUGGGAUGACUGUCCUUUGACGAUAUGUUGCAAUAGAUAUAUGAUCAUGUUGGAGAAAACAAGGGAAGGCCAGCAAUAUGAGUCAGUUGUUGUUGGCCAAAAAUGUCUUGUUUUGCUGUACCAAGUUUAAAGACGUAACAUUUUGAAGAUGAGCAGCCAGAAAGACACGAUUUGUAGAAACCUGAGGUCAAUCUGUGCCGAGAAAAACUGAGCUGUGUUCCGUACCAGCUGAACGACUCACUUUUCACAUAGAAAUUUAUCGGAUUUUUACAUUUUUUAAUACUGAGCCAAUAGAAAAUAGAUGUAGUGUUUGAAAGGUUGGAAAAACCAACUCUCUGUUAUAAGUAAUUCUAACCCUGCCACUCUUUUGACCUCAGUCAUGACUGUACUGUAUGUAAGAAAUGACUCGCUAUAAUGAAGAGGCACAUGCAUUGAAGAAAAGCACAAAUGUGGGGUAGUCACUAAAGACUUAUCAAAAGAGAUUCAUCAAUCUUCUCGAGAAAAAGUUGUUCUGUACCUUGUACUAUAUGAAACGUUUUUGUACUUUUUGUUAUAAAUAUACUCAUGUGCCAAAUGAACAAUUCCUUGAAUUUGAUUGGUUCAGCUAAAAGUAAGCUGAUGAGGGGUGGGUUCGAUUGAAAGGGAGGAGAGGUGUCCAAAUUGAUACAACAAUGUAAUGUGGCCUCAUUGUUUUCUCAUUGCAAUUGUGUUCAAAUUUCUGCUAAUGAUCACAUUGUUUGAAGGCACCGUCCGCAAGCUGUGUAGCUUGUUCCCAAGUUUUCUUGUAAAUAUAUUUUCUUUUACUCCUGCAAUCCUGUAUACAGUCAAACCUGCUUUAACAGCCACCUGUCCAACACAACCCUCUAUCUGUCCAAACAACUACUUUCCAAUCCACCCCCCCUCCCCCUCUUGCAUUUUUGUUCCCUCCAUUAUAAUGACUCUGUUUAAGAGGAUCACCUGUCUAAUACCGGGUGCACAUUGCGGGUGGGAUUGGGUCGGGUCGGGUUGAUCGCCCAACUCGUAGUCUGAAAACAAACGC
Molecule: messenger RNA, 6597 nt
Organism: Aplysia californica (California sea hare)
Lineage: Eukaryota; Metazoa; Mollusca; Gastropoda; Aplysiida; Aplysiidae
Product: transient receptor potential cation channel subfamily M member-like 2
Biological process (GO): calcium ion transmembrane transport
Cellular component (GO): membrane
Molecular function (GO): ligand-gated calcium channel activity
Source: RefSeq, a predicted model, not a curated record